Molecule: messenger RNA, 2631 nt
Organism: Plenodomus lingam JN3
Lineage: Eukaryota; Fungi; Ascomycota; Dothideomycetes; Pleosporales; Leptosphaeriaceae
Source: RefSeq, a predicted model, not a curated record
AUGGGGCCAGACCGCGUCCGUGCCAGGCUGGCUUUCCAAGGUCCUGUUGGCGCCAGUCCCGACACACACCCUAGGCUGCCUCUGGACUUUCUCACCCUGCGUACUUUGGGAAAACAAAAAAAAAUGCCUUCUCUGCUGUCUGUCUCUUGUCGUGCCGCAAAUUUGGGUCAGGAGAACCGCAUGGUCAGCCAACCGCUCUCCUUGAUCCCCACCUCCCGCUGCCUCAUCAUCCUCUUCCACGCUCAAAGAAGAUCCUGCCGAGGUCAAGUCGACAGACAAUCACAUCCACGUCCAAAGAGAAUGCGGUCGCCCUUUCACUUCAAAGUUCACGGGCCGGCGCAAGCGACUCCUCCUCCACCUCGUUGGUCCAAGCCGUCCCGCACGCCAGUAGACUCCGCCGGCUGGCCAGUGGGCAGGGUCUGGCUAGGGGCCACCACUCUACCCUCGCUCGUUCGCGGUAACAAAGCCUCAAGCCUACCUACCCAGGUUCCAGCCUUCUCCGCCAUCGUUUCCUCUAGGGCGCCCCAGGUACUGAGCUUAACAAGGUGGGAUCGCCGCCUCCAUACGCCUCCAUACUCCACCACCAACACCUCUCAAACGCUCACCCAACUCCCCCGCCAUAGCACUUGUGGACCCCUCCUCCCCCCAACGUGCACCACCACAUCUUGCAACGCUGUCGUUGUGGACGGUGACUACAUCGACUACCAGCGUUGCUCAAGUUUUUUUCACGUCUUCGUCUUCGUCUUCUUCUUCUUCCACUUUGGGGACUAUACGGCCCCCCCUCAGAUUCCGUGGUUCAGGGCCACACUACGUCUGCGCAACCAGGACAUCGGGCCCUACCGAGCCAUCUGUGUUGGAGACCACCACAGUGGUACGAAUGAUCUGCUUUUGACCUCUUGUGCGCCCUCCCUUCUUCAACUUGCGACAACGAGCGCCGCUGAUUGUGCGCAGCAACUGAGACCGUCUAGAAGAGAUACGGCCAGGCGUGCAUCUGUCGGAUCGUCCGUCGAUCGCAGCAUCUCAGAAGACUCGGACCAGCCAUUCGCCGUCUCGCGCAACCAGAGACUAGACUGGGAGUACUAUUCUACGAGCUGCCCGUUGCCCUCCGUGGAUUUCUCUCAGCCUUCACGUGGGUCGUACUGGUCUGGUGCUCAUUUCACCACUCCACCGUUUGCCGCGUCACAGCUGCAUUCCCUCCCAACACCUCCUUCUUCCGAAGCAGGUAGGUCAUCAGGACCUACCCGGGACACAACCGCCAACGUGGCUGCUGCCGUGGCUCAUCCGACAUCCAUGCAUCCUGGGUCUGACCCAAUGGGUGCACCUCCAAGCUUUGCAGCACGGAGGCCUCACGCCCAGCAUCUGGGUAGCUUCGAGCUUCCCCCACCACCUAUGCACAAAUAUCCUUUCAACAACACUGUUACCGCAUCUCAGCCCUCACAGGCUCCCAAUACGAUUGCCAGCGUUGGCAACUUGCUUACUCCACCGAAUACUAAUCACGCUGAAGUCAACACUUCUUCUGGUGUGUCCACAAGUGGCGCCCCAUACUCGACAACCAUGGCUUACUCCAACGCGCAAUACAUUUACUCCCCACCCACUCAGGCUACCAAUACACACUACGGUUAUCCGCCUGCGCAUCAUCAACAGAACCAGUAUGGUCAAGCCCGAGGAGGUAUGUUCGCUCCGCUGCGCAGUGAUCGUCAUUUCACACAACAAGACUCACUCGGCAAAGGGCUGAAUCCGCCACCGUAUGAGAUGAAUCACCAACAAUUGCCACCUUUUACGCCAUCUUCCAACGGAUCAUCCAUGCCCUCAAUAUCUACACAGCAUCAACAACAACAGCAUCAUCAGCACCAACAACACCAACACCAUCAACACCAGCACCAACACCAACACCAGAUGAUGGGAUCACAAACACCCGUCUCUUCAUCAGCACCCCAGCAAUCGCCUUCACUUUCUCAAGAUUCAUAUCGACCACCACAGCCACCUACGCCCACCUACAAUUAUCACCCAUCGGGAACGCCUCAGCAGUCCAACUUUCCUUACUCAACCGGCCCUUCUCCAACACUCAGUCAACAGCAACAACAUAGUCCAAUCAGCGCUGGAGGCUCUAUGCCUAGAAUGUCGCCAGUCGUAUCGCAAGGCCCGAUGCCAUCGAUUCCCUCAAAUAACCCGCCUCCCUCAUCUUACCAGUACCAGCGACCACAGUCGCAAUACGCACCAGGUCCCGCACCGGUCUUUUCAAACGUGCAAAAUCCCAAUGGUCAGCUCUCGCUUGUUGGCGUACAUCCUGGCAUGAUGUCAGGGUUCAACAGUGGCCACGCUGCAGCCAUGCCUCACUUCAUGGGCCACCCACAGCAUCAACAGCCCGCCACCAACGACAGGCCCUUCAAGUGCGACCAGUGUCCACAAAGCUUCAACCGUAAUCACGAUCUCAAGCGCCACAAGAGGAUCCACCUGGCAGUCAAGCCCUUCCCUUGCAACCACUGCGACAAGAGCUUCUCACGAAAAGAUGCCUUGAAGCGUCAUAUACUUGUCAAAGGUUGCGGAAAAGCAAUGGCUGCAAAUGAUGAUUCCAAACGGGAAAGUCAUUCGCCCAAGUCGGACGCAAUUGACUCGAAGACCCACAUCUGA